AUGGAGAGCGACGCGCCACCGCCGCGCGCUUUCAACGCGCAGUCGCUCUCUGCGCGAUGGGACCGACGCACGCAGUCGGCUCCACGUGAUCGAGACGAGACGCUGCAACUGCCGCCUCCGGUCGCUGGCGGCGUAUCGGCGCCAGCGCCUGCGCGUCAGGCGACUGCAGGCGUCGCCACACGCGGCUGGCGACCAGGACAAGGGGGUGGACGCCUCAAUUCUCCAUUGUACGGCCAGCACCGCAAGCGUCCGUCUUCUAUGGACAGUAACGUGAGCUGGAGUGGCAGUGAGAUUGAUUCGCUGGGUGCGGUUGGCGCAGCGCACAGCGACCAGGAGCAGGUGUCGAGACUUAGCUGGGCCUCGUCCGUGGUGACGAGGGACAGCCUGCCGGACACAGAGCAGCUGAACGCGAUGCCAGCUGCGUCGACGCUCUUUGGUAGAUCGGCAGUGGAGCAGUCACGCGGUGUUGCUGGUCAGGAGCAGACGUUUGGCAGUGGAAAUGGAGUCGGCGUCCAGUCGCCCAGGACAGCGCGGGACAGUAUUGCUGUGAUGGACAAUCGUAGUGAGAAGAAAGCGACUCAGCCCGUGCGCGUCGAGGUGCCAGUGCAGCAAACGAAAGGACCUGCAGGUCCUCGUACGUCGGGCUCGGAGAAUGUUCAUGUGACUCCUCCUCCAUCUUCUUCUUCGUCUUCAGUGUACGAUGAGGAAAAGAACGGCCCACAGUCAUGUCCCUCGACAUUUGCCGAUACGAGGGUGCCCCAUUUUUCGAUCGAGAAGCUGCGUCAAAUGCGCGGUACAGAGUUGGUUGCGUCCACGCUGCUGCCCACGCGCGCAAGUGUGAAUAGCCUCAUGGGGUACGUGCGGGAGCUGCAGCUAUCGGAAGCGACGUUGCGCAAGCAGCUCGUGAAGAAUAAGCAGCAUACCGAAGAGGAGCUGUCCAUGUCGCUGUCGAAAGUGGGUGCAUUGGAGCGCACGAUGCAGGAAAUUGAGCGGGACCGCGAGCUUGCUCGGCAAAAAGUAGAGGAACAGGAACGGCUUAUUCGCGAUCUCGCAGCCAAACUAAGGCAAGCAGAGGCUGCUAUGUCGGCUUCGUCCAAUGUGGACGGGCUGUCGUCCAUUGCCGAAGAAGCGGGCCCUCGGGUAGAAGGUGCAGCAGGAACUGGGACAGGUGUGCCGAACGUGGUCGAUGCAACUGUCGACACAACAGUCGUCUCGCCGCCGACCCGCGAUGCACCCACUCAGCACGAGAUGCCACAAGAACAAUCGUCGUCGACCCCUGUUCAACCAGACCAGACCAAUGUGACCCAUCGACCUGUUCAGUUCGCAUCACCUUCUCGAUCACCGGAGCGACCACUAUGGGACCCGUGGGCGUCGGAAGGUGUAGCUGCUGUGACGAACCAUCCUCCUGUGUUUACCAUUGGGUCCACAGAAUUCGAUCCGGUGGUGUCAUCGUCCACCCCAAUUGCUCAUUCGUCGAUGAAUAGCUCGGCAACGAGUGCACAUGGACAGUAUGAGCUCAAGUCAGUACUCGCGUCUCCGCGCCGGGUAACGCCAGAGGCGCAAAACGCUGCGCAUAGUUUGCAGAGCGAAAACGAGAUUUCUCGUAUGGAACUCCCUUCGCGGGCCCUUCCAGAUACUUUCGCUGCCGUGACGCCUCCAGGCAUGGGCGACUUGCUGGAGCAAAAGGAUGGUACGAGCAUUUCACCGGAUGGCUAUGCGACAUACACCGGUGGCACAGGGUUUGACACAUUCCAAGGCCAACCAGAACGACGCUCGUCUGUAAGUUCGGCAGCUCCACCUACGAGAUUUGAAGGUGGAACCAACGAAGACGUGGCAGCGCUUUCUUCAUUGAAUCCUGCCGAGUUCACAACCUCUAUGCCGCCGUUGCAGCCUCCAGUAGAGCACGCUCAGUCUCCGCUAGAGCCGUCUUCAGGCACUCGUAUGGACACGCAAGUAACUGCGCCAGAGCAAGGAUUCACGAUUGGCGCAGAAAACGCUUUUGGCGUUUCCAGUGUCCCGCCAUCGAGCGUUCCUCCUGCCUCACCUUCUUUCGCGAACAAGAGCGAGGUGGCUGAUACCACUUCGUUCAUGCAACACGAUAGUUCGGCUGCGCCUACCGAGCCUGUGUCGCUGGAAACGUUGCUUGUCGACUUCUUCACGGAAGUUGACAACAAACGACUGAAGAUGGCGAAGGUGUACGGAAAGCGGUACGCAGGCCGCGAGAAGUGGCUGUUCGCUGAGUUAACGAAGCGAUACGGUGCGGCGAAGGUGGCAGUGCUGAAGGCUCGAUUUAACACUGGAAGCGGUGGUGGUGGCGAUGUGUCUGCUGAUACCAGCCGCACCGAUAGUGCGGAGGCUCAACACGCGACGAGGCCGCCUGAUGCCCCAAAUCAUGCGGAACAGGGACGUCGAGGUCACCCACAACAUACACAGUUCUUCCAUCCUCCUGCACCUGAUGGAAACGUGGAGUCCGCCACCGGUGCAGGUCCGCCUUCGAUGUCCGCUCCGAUUGCUGAUCCUCACGAGAUGGACGCGUCGCGCCUUCAGAGUCGACAGGUUGCGCCAGAGGUUGAGACCCCUCCGAGUCCGAGCGAAAGCCUUUCUGCGGGUACUUUUUCGUCUCAGCAGCGUCAUUCUGGAGGCGACAUGCCGCCUCCAUCUGGCCCUUACAGCUCGUUCCCGAACUCGCAAGAGACAAGUGGAGAAGUAAGUGCAGCUGUUGCAGGUGGCAAGGCUGGCUCCGCAUUCAAACGUGGCCCCUUUCCCAUGUCCCAACGUCGUGCAGAGCCAUUCAGUCAUCGGCCGUUUCCUCCUCAGACGGAAACGGAGAGCAGCGGUGCUGCAUCGUUGGGUCUUCGCCAGCGUCGCCAGGCGUCUGUUUCCAGCCAGGAUGGUAGUGGUGAUGCCGAACCUCCUGUUGUGACCUUGGAAAGUUUGCUGAACGAGCUGUAUAAGAAUCACCAGCCUGAUAAGCUGAAGAAUGUUCCUGCUGUCGCAAAGCAGUACGCAGGCAAGGAGCGUGAGCUUGUUGCGUUGCUGAAGGGGAAGUACGGAGCUCUGAGUGUGAAACGGCUGGAAGAAAGUCUGGACGUGCUGGAGCGCGCACACCUUGCUCGUUUGAGCAGUAAGGCUACUGGAAAGCGGCGCGGCUGUUUCGUUCGUACCGUCUCGCUGGUGUUUUGGCUCUCGCUGCUGCUAUAUUUCUCGUCCGGCGUUGUUUUUGUCAGCUUUAUCGUAUUGGAUGCGUGGGAGUGUCAUUCUCUAGACAGUGAGGAGCAAGAGUUGGAAGGUGCUGAGGAGUGUUCUGUGCUGAAGAAGGAGCUGGAGACUUUUACGUACGAGCGCGUUGCGGACUACAUGGGUCAGUCACACCCGGACGCCUGCUUUUGCUCAGAGUGGAAGGCGCGCGAAAGUGCGUUGUUUGCCAAUUAUUCAGUCGAAGAUGCUGUCAAUUUGGCGAGAAUGGUUCCGUUCUCGCCUGGUUCUUUCGGGGCACCGUGGGUCGCGACUGUGAAGGCACAAGUGCCCUCGCAAGAGUUUGUUGACAGCUAUGUCAAGCCCGUGGUGGACUUGUCAUUGGAUGUCGGUUCAUUCGUGUGGACGUCCGUCCUUGAGUUGGCAGAGUCAGGCAUGACUUCGGAGGAGUUGCCGGUCGUGGAACAUGACGUCGACCAUGGUUACGGUGACGCUUCAUCCUUGGAUGAAGACGGCGACACCGAUGAGCACGCAGACUCACACCAGCAGAAUGCUGAGGCAGACAUCGACGAUCUUGUCGGCAACGAUGAUGCGGAUACCUUAUCGAUGGAAGAGGAAGAGGAGCUGGUUGAGGACCAACCACUUGCGGUGACGCCUGGUGUGUUGGAUCAAGUUUUUGUCGAGGAGAUCAGCGACGUGCUUGACGAGAAGCCUGAAAUCGAGGAGCUCGACACACGUGUAGCAGAGGCUGUGUUGGCGGAGGACGAGGAAGUCAUGUCCGAUAUGGCUGACGAGAUCGACACUACUGCGCCGGACGGUGUGCUGGUGGAGAGCGAGGAUGGCAUUCCCGCUGUGGGUGACGUGACGACCAUUACUGGAGAGAGCUUGCCAUCAGAAACGAAGAGAGAUGAGCAGGCCGCAAAAGAGUCAACCGACAUGCUGGAGGUGGACGACACCUUGUCAUUGGAGAUGGCUGGGUCGAUUGAUGCUAGCGAGCAGGCGGCAAGCGAUGAGAUUGAAGCAAGGGCUGAUGUAGAGGCUACUUCGGGCGGCGUUGUGAACAACUUGGCUGAAGAUGACGAGUCUGUUGGUGACGCCGAUGGCGAAUCUGCCGAGACCGAAGUAGCAGAUGCAGCUAUCACCGAGUCUACUGGUGGUAUUGAUGACGCGUCUGAAACUGAGAUCGCAGUAUUGGAUGACGCGGCUGAUAACGUUGCCGUUACUACUGCUGAAGGAGCACCCGAGGUCGCAGUAGAAGGCAACGUUGAGACGUCAACUGACGAUUCUGUGGCCGAAGCGGAGAGAGUCGUGGAGGUGGAAGUGCAUCAGGAGGGUCUAGACUUGUUGUACCCCGAGAGAGAGUCGACAGAAGAGGCUGACACUGCGUCCGGUGAGGUGUCCGAUUCAUCGAUGCAUGUGGACCUCCUGCCUUCGCUCGCCAGCGGUGACGCGUCGUCUAUUUCGAGUGAAGAAACGGCGUUCGUAUUACCUGAGACGAGUACUGCCGACGAGGGAUCCGCUACGCACACCAGCAGCGGCGCUGAUGCUGAUGCUGAUGUGACGAAUGUGGAGCCGGACGUUGGCGUAGAAAGUGAUGCGCUCGAAGCAAAUGGGGGACAUAGUGACGAGGAGACGAUCGAAGUCUCACAAACGGAGCAUCAAGCUGAGCUGAGCUCGGAACUCGAGUUCGUCACACACGACGACGAUUCGUCGAUUCCUGUUGACGUCGACGAGUUGGAGCUAGCGUCAGGUGUCGAGGAAGAUGCGCCGGGUUCGCUUCACGAGGAACCGGAGCCGGAUACUGACGAGAACGGGCUGGCUGACGAUAUCGAUGCUGAAGUUGAAGUCGAUGCAAUGCCUGAGGACGGAGAGGUCACUCCAUUCGAAGGCGACGGUGGUGGCAGUUUGACACACUCUCAGACCGAGAAAGGUUCUGACUCGGAUGGCGUGACUGCAGCAGAAGUUUUGCCAGCGGACGCCACAGCAUAUUUGUCGGACGACAGGUCCUUGUCGAUCGAAAGUGAUAACGAAGAGCUGGCCGCUUCUGCUGUAGUGGGGGAACUUCCGUCAGCCGAUGACGAUGGGCGUGUGGUUGAAACGAAUGAAGUAGACGAUGACGAUCCCACCGUUCUCGAUGAGGGGCAGGAAGACAGCGAGUCGAAGAUUGAGGACGACACUGCGAGUGUGGACGAGGAUGUCGUGGCGCAGGACUUAUCGGAACACGCUGAGCACGAAGAUUUUGGCUUGGUCGAAGACAGUGGAGAAUCUUUGGCGGCUGCAGCAGAGUCCGAUGCAACUACUGACGAAUACGCUUCGACGUCUGAGGCGAAAGUAGAGAACUUCGACGAGGCUACGGACGAGAUGGAUGAGGCGGGCAACGAAGAUACCGAAGCCACUGCUGACCGCGAUAUCGAAGCGGAAGAGUUUGCGCCAGAGCCUGGCCUAGUUAGCGAGCUCGGCGAGGAAUCGAUGGUGGCUGAAGGUGUAGACGUGAUGGAUGAUGUUGAAGUGGUGUCUGCUGAGCAUGGCAUGGAAGUGGACGAACAGGUCGAGAUCGACGAGACUGCCAGUGUUGGUGCAGCCGAAGGCUUGGACGAUCCAAUUGCUGCUGAGACGGCAGGACACGAUGACAUGGCAGAGGGCGUAGUCGCGUAUGUUGCAGAGACUGAAGGAUCGCCUCCUGUUGAUGAGGUCGACCCUCUUUCUGAUGAUGAAGAAGUGAACGUGGUGACUACUGAUGGAGAUUCCGUGGCGGGCGACGAAGCAGUGGCGGCUGAAGUAGCCUCAAUUACCGCUGACUCGGAUGAUGCGACUGAUGCAACUGACGAGGCGCCGCAUGCGGAUACGCGCGUACAUGUCGAUGACGAGACAACUGAGUCCGUAGUGGACGAAUCGUCAGCCCCUGUUAGCGCAGAGGAGACAGACAGCAGUCUCACGUCUGCUAUGAACGAGGUCCUUGCUAAACUUGUGGAGCCUUUUACAGCAGCCAAGACAGAUGCGGAUGUUGCGACGACUGGCAGCGAGCAUCGAGUCGACGAGCUUUGA
Molecule: messenger RNA, 6240 nt
Organism: Hyaloperonospora brassicae
Lineage: Eukaryota; Oomycota; Peronosporomycetes; Peronosporales; Peronosporaceae
Source: the annotation of a GenBank genome assembly